AGAGGCAUCAAAUAGCGAUUGAUAAAACACAUCUACCUUCGCCAAUAUGUCUGAACGAAAGGUCCUUACCAAAUAUUACCCCCCCGACUUUGAUCCGUCGCUCAUCACGCGAACUCCUAAACAUCUCCGCGCAACAGGAUCUAAGCUCCUAACCGUCCGCCUAAUGGCGCCGUUCAGUCUGAAGUGCACUAAUUGUGGUGAAUACAUAUACAAGGGUCGCAAAUUUAAUGCUCGGAAAGAAACCACUGACGAAAAGUACCUCAACAUCACAAUAUAUCGCUUUUAUAUCAGAUGCACUCGAUGCUCGAGUGAAAUCACCUUUAAGACCGAUCCAAAGAAUAUGGACUAUGUCUGCGAACGGGGAGCCAAGAGGAAUUUUGAGCCGUGGCGCCAGGCGAAGAAUGAGGAAGGGAGUGAGACACAUGAUGAAACCCUAGAUCGCCUUGAGCGCGAAGAAAACGAGGAAGUAGAACGAGUGGAGAGGGAUAAGAUGCUGGAGCUAGAGGAGAAAAUGCAAGAUUCCAAGCGUGAGAUGGCAGUAGCUGAUGCUCUGGAUGAAAUCCGGUCGAGGAACGCGAGAAUCGAGAGGGGAGAACGCGGAGGUGGGGAGGAACUGGCCUUGCAGAGGGCAAAAGCUGAGGCCGAAGAAGCUAAAGCUAGGGAAGAUAAAGAUAUCGAAGAGGCGGCUAGAAGGGCAUUUAUGACUGAUGAUGGUGAUCGAGUCAAACGGCUUGUUGAUGAUGUUGACCAAGACUCCACCACAACCCCAAGUGAAAUGCCACCUCCCUCGUUCCAUCGAGUGAAAAAGGCCAAAAAACCAUUCUCUGCGGGGUUAGGUAUUAAAAAGAAAGCCCCUCUUGUUUAA
This is a messenger RNA of Microsporum canis CBS 113480, 865 nucleotides long. RefSeq names its product cell cycle control protein cwf16. The transcript has a single exon. The coding region runs from base 47 to 865 and encodes 272 amino acids. NCBI's taxonomy places the organism in Eukaryota, Fungi, Ascomycota, Eurotiomycetes, Onygenales, Arthrodermataceae. Gene Ontology annotation, biological process: mRNA splicing, via spliceosome. The record is from RefSeq and is a predicted model, not a curated record. Gene Ontology annotation, cellular component: U2-type catalytic step 1 spliceosome.